AUGUUUGCUUUGCAUGAGAUGUCAAGACAAAUGAGGAUUGUGUGUAAGAAUGGAGCAGUGUCAGGAUUUGGUGGGUUUUUUAGGGCAGCUGGUAAUGAUGUUGAGGGCCUUGAGGCUUCAUAUUCGUCAAUUCGUCGUUUAAGCUCCAAUUGGAAUCAAAGUUCCACAAAGGAGCCAAUCAGUAAUCUGUUGAAAAACAUUCCAGAAUUUGUGAAGAUAGUGGAAGUUGGUCCAAGGGAUGGACUUCAGAAUGAGAAGCACAUUGUUCCUACUGCUGUGAAGGUUAAAUUGAUUGAAAUGCUGGUUGCUUCAGGAUUGGAUGUUGUUGAGGCUACAAGUUUUGUCUCACCCAAAUGGGUUCCGCAGCUGGCAGAUGCAAAAGAUGUAAUGAAGGCGAUUCGGAAUGUUGAAGGUGUUAGAUUUCCUGUCUUAACUCCUAACCUUAAAGGAUUUGAGGCGGCUGUUGCUGCUGGUGCAAAGGAAGUUGCCAUCUUUGCCGCAGCUUCUGAGUCUUUUUCAAAAUCAAAUAUAAAUUGCAGUAUUGAAGAUAGUCUCAUUCGUUACCAUGAUGUUGCUACUGCUGCUACAAAGCUUUCAAUUCCUGUUCGUGGGUAUAUCUUCUAA
Messenger RNA from Prunus armeniaca (apricot), 624 nucleotides. Lineage: Eukaryota; Viridiplantae; Streptophyta; Magnoliopsida; Rosales; Rosaceae. The record is from the annotation of a GenBank genome assembly.